This is a messenger RNA of Lacerta agilis (Sand lizard), 1805 nucleotides long. It is a transcript of the gene TMEM175, whose product is annotated as transmembrane protein 175. The coding region runs from base 25 to 1527 and encodes 500 amino acids. The record is from RefSeq and is a predicted model, not a curated record. Lineage: Eukaryota; Metazoa; Chordata; Lepidosauria; Squamata; Lacertidae. Gene Ontology annotation, molecular function: proton channel activity; potassium ion leak channel activity. The transcript has 10 exons. Gene Ontology annotation, cellular component: lysosome; endosome.
CCCGACCGGCAUGCGAGGAGCGGGAUGGCCGAAGCCGGGGACUACGCCGUCGUGGUCUCUCCGCCGACGCCCCCGGGCCAGGGCAGGCCUCGCGGCGGGGAGCUGGGCGGCGGCACCCAGGCCUCGCAGCGCCUGCUGGCCUAUAGCGACGCCCUGCUCUCCAUCAUCGCCACCGUCAUGAUUUUGCCCGUGGCCCAUACAAAGAUACACCCAGAUCAGAAACUGGGUGAAAGUGUUCAGCAGCUCCUAGCCACCAAAAUUGCCGUUUACCUGAUGACUUUUUUAAUAGUAACGGUUGCUUGGGCAGCUCAUGUCAGACUUUUUCAAGUGAUCGAACUCAUAGAUGAUGUGCUUGCCCUUCUAAAUUUGGCAUGUAUGAUGCUCAUUACCUUUUUGCCAUACACAUUCUCCUUGAUGGCCUCAUUUCCAGAUGUACCAUUUGGCAUUUUCAUGUUUAGUAGCUGCAGUGUUGUAAUCGGCACUAUCCAGGCAAUCAUCGUAGUGUAUGGCUUCCACCAUCCGUAUUUACUCAGCCAUCAAAUACAGGAGUCUGAAAACCAGGCAUUUUACAAAAAUCAUAUUCUGAAGAUUAUACUAAGAGGGCCGACGCUUAGUUUUUUUGCUGCCAUUGUCUCCUUUUUCUUCAUCCCAUUGGCUUACGUGUUUCUUGGGCUCGUUAUUUUUUUCCCACAUGUCAGCCACCUAACCAAAUGGUUUAAAAGCAAGGUCCUGGGUCAAGAAGACGAAAUCCCUCUGGAGUCUUUUACUUCUUACCUUACAGAACCCCUUAGUAAGGAACGAGUGGAAGCAUUCAGUGAUGGAGUUUAUGCAAUCGUAGCAACCCUUUUGAUUCUGGAUAUAUGUGAAAAUAACGUUCCUGACGCUAAAGAGGUGCGAGAGAAAUACCGUGGGAAUCUCAUCAAUGCCUUGAGUGAAUAUGGUCCAGAUUUCCUUGCCUACUUUGGGUCUUUUGUUACUAUCGGCCUUCUCUGGUUUGUCCACCAUUCACUCUUCCUUCACGUGACAAAAGCGACACGCCUGAUGGGCCUCCUCAACACCCUCUCCUUGGCUUUCGUUGGAGGUCUGCCUCUGGCCUACCAGCUGACCAGCGAGUUUGCAGAGAAGUCUCACAACGAAAUAGAAGCCAUCCAGGUGAGCUGCGUCACCAUUUUCUUCGCCAGCAUCUUUCAGUUUGGCAUCUGGACUGCGGCCCUCUUCCACGAAAGGGAAACGUUGCAUCCUUUUGCACGAUACGGGGGCAAAGAGCAUGCCUUUAUGUUUGCCAAGCUGGCUCUCUACCCUUGUGCGAGCCUCGCAGCCUUCAUCCUGACCUGCAUUGUAAGCAAGCUGAGUACAGAAAUAUUCCACCUAACGCAGAUCGUCGUCCCGUUUGCCUUCCUCGUCUUGCGCAUCUUUGUCAGGGUUGGUUUGGUGGCGUUGAAGUUCCUGGUGUGUCUGUUCAGGCCACGGAAAGAUGUAUUAGAAGAAGAGGAAGCAUGUUUGUCUCCUGCCGAGACCUUGUCAUAGUUUUCCUUGGAAUUCCUGUGGAAUUGCUUCGACUUGAACGUGCCUGGUCCAAGCCACAACUGGGUAUAGUCAACAUUUUACCAGUUUAGAUGCUUUGCUUCAUGAAACAUAAAACGCUUUGAGUGGAGAGAUUUCAGGUGCAAACCCAAGAAAUGGAGUCAUGCAAAUUCCACUGGCCGUAUUUUUGGCUGCAGGUUGGAUGUUUUUGUCAGUGAUUAGGGCUAGGAUGAGGCAUCUAACCACCAAUGUAGUCAGUUUUGUUGCAUAAUAAUAAAAAU